GUGACACCUCUGUCCCGUGGUAUUUGACUUAACAAAAGAUCCACGGUAUCCACUUACAAGACCGAAAUAUAUUUAAUGACUGACAGUUACCGCAGUAUUUGACAUGGCUUUGUCCGGGAAAGUAGCGAUAGUAACUGGAGCUGCACAGGGCCUAGGGAAGGCGUUUACUGAACGACUGUUGCAGCGUGGAGCUCGGCAGGUUUGUGUCGCCGAUGUCAAGGUGGAAGAUGGGCAGAGAACUGUAUCGGACUUUGGCCAGACGUAUGGCAAAGAUCGAGCGACGUUCGUCAAGUGUGACGUGUCUAACGAAAAGGAUUUGGAAGAUCUGUUCGUGGCGGUUAAACGUCGAUACGGACCAUUGGACAUCAUGGUAAACAACGCUGGGAUCGCCAAUGAAACGAACUGGAGUAAAAUGGUCGACAUCAAUAUGAAAGGACUAAUGAAAGGGACGUUUCUGGCUAUUGAAGCGAUGAGAAAAGACACGGGUGGUCAUGGAGGUGUGAUUGUCAAUGUCGCCUCCUCUGCAGGAUUGACGCCGGUCUUUUGUACACCUUCAUAUUGUGCGUCGAAGUACGGCGUCGUUGGAUUCACCCUUAGUUGGGCGGAGAGUCGGACUAUAGUGGACCUUGGGAUUAGGUUUGCAGUGAUGUGCCCCGCCUUUACGGACACUGAGAUCAUAAAACUGGGAACUAAUUCCAUCAUGUUACAGCCAGAACUAGCUACUAAAAUGAUGGAUUUUGUUGGAAUCAACAAGGUGGAGACCGUUUCAGACGCGUUUAUGCAACUUGUGGAUGACCCAGAGAGUAACGGGACAAUCGCAACCAUAACCGCUAAUCACGGAAUUCGAUUUAAGCGGCACAAGUUCACCAAUUUGAGCAUGCUAUGAAGAAUCAGCCCAAACCCCAAUCCACGUGCUUAUAAAACUCAAAUCUAGACUCCAGACCUGUGAAGUCUCAUGUGCAUACACAAAAGGUGAAAUGGGAUCAGAUUUGUGGUGUGCACAGGUUCUGAAAUAAUACUUUGGGCCAAACGAAUGAAAAAUUGAAGACUGAUUGUUUGACAUGUGUGAAUAGUAUUCCUCAACAAAACCUAGUACGUGAUUUUGAGAGACAGAGACAGAGUGAGAGCAAGUUGGUAGUCCCGAGUUUGUUCUACGUGCACAUUGUAUUGCUAUGAAUACAUGCAUUUAAUCUCUGCCAGAUUUGUUCCGUUUGUACAGGAAUGGCUAUUUUGCACGUAUAAUAAAUGUUUUCAAAAAUGUAUUUAUUUUAUAAACUGCUAACAUGUA
This is a messenger RNA of Gigantopelta aegis, 1288 nucleotides long. RefSeq names its product 15-hydroxyprostaglandin dehydrogenase [NAD(+)]-like. The transcript has 7 exons. Gene Ontology annotation, molecular function: oxidoreductase activity, acting on the CH-OH group of donors, NAD or NADP as acceptor. The record is from RefSeq and is a predicted model, not a curated record. Gene Ontology annotation, cellular component: cytoplasm. Bases 104 to 886 code for a protein of 260 amino acids. Lineage: Eukaryota; Metazoa; Mollusca; Gastropoda; Neomphalida; Peltospiridae.